This is a messenger RNA of Purpureocillium lilacinum, 402 nucleotides long. RefSeq lists its product as uncharacterized. Lineage: Eukaryota; Fungi; Ascomycota; Sordariomycetes; Hypocreales; Ophiocordycipitaceae. The record is from RefSeq and is a predicted model, not a curated record.
AUGAAGCCCCAGCUCCUCCUCACCAGCGCCCUCGCCGCCCUCGCCCUGGGCACCACCAACACCGCCGCUGCCGCCGCUGCCGCCGCGCAACAUGACGCCGAUGCGGCAAAGCGGUGCGGCAGGCUCGGCGUCAUGAAGAUCGACCCGGCAGACCUGCCGGCGGGAGUGGACCCGUCGGAGGUGCGCAUGUGCGCGGACCACCCGCUGAGCCCGCGGAACUUGUGGGGCUACGGCGAUGCCAUGCCGGGGUGGUUCCCGUGGGGUGUCGUGGACAGGGUGUUGGAUUUGUAUGAGGGGGUGAUGAUGACGGAGCAGGGGGCUGAGGCUGGGCGGGAGGGUGAGAGCAAGAUGCGGGAUGGGCAUGCGUUUGCGGGUAGUCGGGGCAGGGGCCGGGAGCUGUAA